AUGCGUAAGCUAGACUGUAUCGAUAAUACUCUGAAAGAGAAUAAACGAGAAAAUCCGGGACCCGUGACUUCUUCCGCCCCUCCCCCGCCUUUUACACCACGACCGGAAACCCAUCGUACUAUGUUAUCGUCGAAUAACCUCGGCCUGUUGCAGCACUCUACUCUCUUCAGGCCAACCGAGAAAAAUGUUUGUAUUGAGUUAGAUACGCACACACGGACGCCUGUAUACACAGACAUACACACCCAUACGCACACACGAGCAUCUGUACACGCACACACACGCAUAUACACACUCACGCUUAUACAUAUAUGCAUAUAUGUCUUACACGAAUAA
This is a messenger RNA of Loa loa (African eye worm), 333 nucleotides long. RefSeq lists its product as hypothetical. NCBI's taxonomy places the organism in Eukaryota, Metazoa, Nematoda, Chromadorea, Rhabditida, Onchocercidae. The record is from RefSeq and is a predicted model, not a curated record. The transcript has a single exon. The coding region runs from base 1 to 333 and encodes 110 amino acids.